AUGUAUUACGUAGCGAAAUUACUCGCUAUUGUUUCAUUGGCUUAUGCACAGCCUAAAAUUCAAAAUGUACCGCACAACAUGGUAACAGUUCCGACUAAUUGUCCCGAAGGUCAACAACUUAUCAAUGGAGUAUGCCGCGAUGUUUGGAGACUGGAUCCUUCUAAUCCUCUCAUGAUGGUAGCAGAGGAAGUUAUUCAGAGUAACAAGGAUAAGGCGCCUCUUAAUAUGGUAACAGUUCCAACGAACUGUCCGGAAGGACAACAGCUGGUCAACGGAGUAUGUCGUGAUAUUUGGAAAUUAAAAGCAACAAGUCCUAUACCAUUCAUGGCUAAAGGAACUGAAAACAGAAUGUUUGCUGAUAUAGGAGAACGCAUUCGUUCAGCCAUCACAUAUCAGCGUGAGAAGCGGCAAGUAGCUUUCGAUGCAGAAGAAGCGCUUCAAUGGAUGGAUAGUACUAAUAUAGACAGAAAUAUCAUAAGUAUCCCCAACCAAUGUCCCCUUGGAUACAAACCUGAUGCGCUUGGAAUUUGCCGACCGAUUUUUGACUAA
Molecule: messenger RNA, 549 nt
Organism: Parnassius mnemosyne (clouded apollo)
Lineage: Eukaryota; Metazoa; Arthropoda; Insecta; Lepidoptera; Papilionidae
Source: the annotation of a GenBank genome assembly